Molecule: messenger RNA, 14465 nt
Organism: Anolis carolinensis (green anole)
Lineage: Eukaryota; Metazoa; Chordata; Lepidosauria; Squamata; Anolidae
Gene: wdfy3
Product: WD repeat and FYVE domain containing 3
Exons: 67
Coding region: 272-10858 (3528 amino acids)
Biological process (GO): aggrephagy
Molecular function (GO): metal ion binding; protein binding
Source: RefSeq, a predicted model, not a curated record
UCGCCUCAGGAAAGAGCCUGCCCACCCUCCUUGCCUCACAUUGAUUCCUUCACAUUUGAAACCUUGGGAUUAUUAUUGUUAUUAUCCACAACACCCCUCCUCCCUUCAGGCGGGGCGGAUCCUGGGCUCUCCUCUUUUCGUACCUAAUCAGAGGAAAAUUUUGGAUGAAGAAACCCUUGGAAAGGGAAUGGGCAUCAUUCUCAUGAAGCUGACAACUGCAAUUCAAGUAAUAAUAUAAAGGAUCAAAGGGAUCUUUCAGAAACCAGCAAAGAUGAAUAUGGUAAAAAGGAUAAUGGGUCGACCUCGGCAGGAGGAAUGUAGUCCUCAAGAUAAUGCUCUAGGACUGAUGCACUUGCGUCGACUCUUCACAGAACUGUGUCAUCCUCCUCGGCAUAUGACCCAGAAAGAACAGGAAGAGAAACUGUACAUGAUGCUACCUGUUUUUAAUAGGGUAUUUGGAAAUGCUCCUCCAAGUACAAUGAUGGAAAAAUUCUCAGAUCUCCUGCAGUUUACAACACAAGUAUCACGAUUAAUGGUGACGGAAAUUCGGCGAAGAGCCUCCAACAAGUCUACAGAAGCUGCAAGUCGUGCCAUAGUCCAGUUCCUGGAGAUCAAUCAAAGUGAAGAAACCAGUAGAGGUUGGAUGUUGCUUACUACAAUUAACUUGCUAGCUUCAUCUGGACAGAAAACAGUGGACUGCAUGACAACAAUGUCAGUGCCUUCCACACUUGUGAAGUGUCUCUAUCUGUUUUUUGACCUUCCACAUGUGCCUGAGGCGGCUGGAGGAGCCCAGAAUGAGCUGCCUCUAGCAGAACGGAGAGCUCUGCUGCAGAAAGUGUUUGUGCAGAUCCUAGUGAAAUUGUGCAGCUUUGUGUCCCCGGCAGAAGAGCUUGCCCAGAAAGAUGAUCUUCAGCUUCUUUUCAGUGCAAUAACCUCAUGGUGCCCUCCCUAUAACCUGCCUUGGAGGAAGAGUGCGGGGGAAGUACUAAUGACCAUAUCACGUCAUGGCCUUAGUGUCAAUGUAGUGAAAUACAUUCACGAAAAAGAAUGCCUGUCAACAUGUAUUCAGAACAUGCAGCAAUCCGAUGACCUUUCUCCCUUAGAAAUAGUUGAGAUGUUUGCUGGUCUUUCUUGCUUCCUCAAAGAUUCCAGUGAUGUCUCUCAAACACUUUUAGAUGAUUUUAGGAUAUGGCAAGGAUAUAACUUCCUCUUUGAUCUCUUACUCAGGUUAGAACAAGCAAAAGAGGCAGAAUCUAAGGAUGCUUUGAAGGACCUGGUUAAUCUAAUAACCUCAUUAGCAACAUACGGUGUCAAUGAAUUAAAACCAGCUGGUGUUACUACAGGGGCACCUUUUCUGUUGCCUGGAUUUGCUGUCCCACAGCCUGCUGGCAAAGGUCACAAUGUGAGGAAUAUCCAAGCCUUCUCUGUCCUACAGAAUGCUUUUCUGAAAGCAAAAACCAGCUACCUUGCACAAAUUAUCCUUGAUGCCAUCUUAAAUAUAUACAUUGCAGACAAUGCCAACUAUUUCAUCCUGGAAUCUCAACACACUUUGUCUCAGUUUGCAGAAAAAAUUUCCAAACUUCCAGAAGUACAGGCCAAAUAUUUUGAGAUACUUGAAUUUGUCAUCUUUAGCUUGAAUUACAUACCUUGCAAAGAACUCAUUAGUGUCAGUAUCCUCUUAAAAUCCAGCACUUCUUAUCCUUGUAGCAUCAUUGCAAUGAAGACUCUGCUUAAGUUUACGCGGCAUGACUACAUUUUCAAGGAUGUCUUCAGGGAGGUGGGACUUCUAGAGGUGAUGGUGAACCUUUUACAUAAAUAUGCAGCUCUUUUGAAAGAUCCUGCCCAGACUCUGAAUGAUCAAGGGGACUCAAGAAACAACAGUAUAUUUGAAGACCAAAAGCAACUUGCUUUACUGGUCAUGGAGACCUUGACAGUACUGCUCCAAGGAUCAAACACAAAUGCAGGUGUCUUCAGGGAAUUUGGUGGAGCGAGAUGUGUACAUAACAUUGUAAAAUAUCCACAAUGCAGACAACAAGCACUGAUGAUAAUCCAGCAAUUGGUGUUAUCAUCAAGUGGCGAUGAUGAUAUGGGCACUCUCUUAGGAUUAAUGCAUUCAGCUCCACCUACAGAGUUGCAGCUGAAAACUGAUAUACUAAGGGCCUUGCUGUCAGUACUGAAAGAGAGUCAUCGCACGAGAACAGUAUUCAGAAAAGUUGGUGGAUUUGUAUAUGUCACAUCAUUACUUGUUGCCAUGGAAAGAUCCUUAUGUUCGCCUCCUAAGAAUGGCUGGGAGAAGGUAAACCAAAACCAAGUGUUUGAGCUGGUUCACACUGUGCUAUGCACCUUGACUGCAGCAAUGCGCUAUGAGCCAGCCAACUCACACUUCUUCAGAACAGAAAUCCAAUAUGAAAAGCUGGCUGAUGCUGUGAGGUUACUUGGCUGCUUCUCAGACUCCAGGAAAAUAAGCCCUUUUACCAUCUUUCCCUCAAAUACCCAGCCAUUUCAAAGACUCUUGGAAGAUGACCUCAUCUCCAUGGAUUCAGUUUCUCCCAUUUUAAGGCAUUGCAGCAAGCUCUUUAUUUACUUCUACAAAGUAGCUACGGAUUCUUUUGACAGUCGUGCUGAACAGAUUCCUCCUUGCCUGUCCAAUGAGUCUUCUCUCCCCUCCCCUUGGGGCACACCAGCUUUGCCCAGGAAAAGGCAUGCAUAUCAUUCUACUUCAACUCCACCAGUAUUCCCUUCCAAAAAUUCUGCUGAUUUGAAGAUGCACAAAGGAUCUGUUCCUCUGCAAAAUUCAGAUGCUGUCAUCAUCCAUCCUGGAGCCAUGCUUUGCAUGUUGGACUUGGUAGUCUCUGUUGGCUCAAAUUCACAGCCUGAACAUGCACUUGAUCUCCAGCUUGCAGUGGCCAACAUCUUGCAAUCCCUAGUGCAUUCAGAAAGGAAUCAACAAGUCAUGUGUGAAGCUGGACUCCAUGCACGGCUUUUGCAGCGAUGCAGUGCUGCUCUUGCUGAUGAGGACCAUUCCUUACACCCUCCACUCCAAAGGAUGUUUGAAAGGCUGGCCUCUCAGGCAUUGGAACCCAUGGUGCUUAGGGAGUUUUUACGUUUGGGGAAUCCAUUGAAUUGUGGAGCCUGGGACAAAAAACUGUUGAAACGAUACCGUGUGCACAAGCCAAGUUCACUCAGUUAUGAGCCAGAGAUGAGAAAUAGUAUGAUUACAUCAAUGGAAGGCCUGGGUACUGAUUGUGUGUUCAGCUUACAUGAAGACAACCACUACAGGAUAAGUAAAAGCCUUUUAAAACCAGCAGAAGGAAGUACCGUACCCCUGACAAGGGUGAAAUGUUUAGUUUCCAUGACAACCCCGCAUGAUAUUAGACUUCAUGGAUCAUCUGUUACUCCGGCAUUUAUUGAAUUUGACACAUCACUUGAAGGUUUUGGCUGUUUAUUCUUACCAAGUUUGGCGCCACACAAUGCACCUACCAACAAUGUAGUUACAACAGGUCUUAUUGAUGGCACUGUAGUCAGUGGAAUUGGAACUGGAGAAAGGCUUUUCCCACCACCAUCUGGUCUGAGUUAUUCAAGUUGGUUUUGUGUUGAACAUUUUAGUACAGCCCCAAGUUACCAUCCAGUCAGGCUCCUUACUGUUGUAAGACGAGCAAACAGUUCUGAACAGCAUUAUAUAUGCCUAGCUAUAGUCCUUUCUGUAAAAGACCGGUCAUUGAUUGUUUCAACAAAAGAAGAGCUUCUUCAAAACUAUGUUGAUGACUUUGGUGAAGAAUCUUCUUGCUAUGAGAUCCUCCCUUGCUGUGCUCGUUUUCGUUGUGGUGAUCAUAUAGUAGAAGGCCAGUGGCAUCAUAUGGUUCUGGUGAUGAGCAAGGGCAUGCUGAAAAACAGCACUGCUGCACUCUACAUUGAUGGGCAACUUAUUAAUACUGUAAAACUUCACUAUAUUCACAGUAGUCCUGGUGGUUCAAGUUGUGCUAACCCACCAGUAGUCAGUACAGUUUAUGCCUAUAUAGGCACACCACCCGCCCAGCGCCAGCUCUCGUCACUCAUUUGGCGUUUGGGGCCAACUCAUUUCUUAGAAGAUGUCUUGCCCCCAUCAAGUGUUAGCACAGUUUAUGAACUGGGACCAAACUAUGUGGGAAGCUUCCAAGCAGUAUACAUGCCAUGUAAAGAUUCCAAACCAGAAGGUAUCAGUCCAUCUCCAAUAUCAUUGCUACCAGAGGAGAAAGUGUCUUUUGGUCUCUAUGCACUAUCUGUUUCCUCACUGACAGUGGCAAGGAUUAGAAAAGUUUAUAACAAAUUGGACAGUAAAGCGAUAGCCAAGCAGUUGGUUGUUUCAUCUCAUGAGAACGCCACUCCAGUGAAACUGCUCCACAAUUCAGGAGGGCAUCUGAAUGGACCUGCACGUACAAUUGGUGCAGCUCUGAUAGGAUAUUUGGGUGUAAGAACUUUUGUCCCUAAGCCUGUUGCCACUACAUUGCAGUAUAUUGGUGGAGCUGCUGCCAUUCUUGGCCUGGUAGCCAUGGCAUCAGAUGUAGAGGGGCUUUAUGCUGCUGUGAAGGCUCUUGUGUGUGUGGUAAAGAGCAACCCUCUGGCUAGCAAAGAAAUGGAAAGAAUCAAAGGUUACCAGUUAUUGGCAAUGCUUUUAAAGAAGAAGCGCUCUCUUCUGAACAGCCACAUUCUCCACCUGACCUUUUCCUUGGUGGGGACUGUUGACAGCGGGCAUGAAACAUCAAUUAUUCCAAAUUCAACUGCCUUCCAGGACCUACUUUGUGACUUUGAGGUAUGGCUUCAUGCACCUUACGAACUUCAUCUUUCAUUAUUUGAACAUUUCAUUGAACUUCUUACUGAAUCCAGUGAGGCAGCAAAGAAUGCAAAAUUGAUGAGGGAGUUCCAGCUAAUCCCGAAACUGUUGCUGACUCUACGCGAUAUGUCUUUGUCUCAACCAACAAUUGCUGCUAUUAGCAAUGUACUGAGCUAUUUGCUUCAAGGAUUCCCCAGCAGCAACGAUCUACUCAGGUUUGGACAGUUCAUCUCUUCUACUUUGCCUACAUUUGCAGUCUGUGAGAAAUUUGUAGUCAUGGAGAUGAUCAGUGAAGAAAAGCUUGAUACUGGAACAGAGGAGGAUUUUGGAGGGCUUGUUUCUGCAAAUCUCAUUCUUCUGAGAAACCGAUUGCUGGACAUCUUGCUUAAGCUUAUAUACACAUCUAAAGAAAAGACAAGUGUCAAUUUGCAAUCCUGUGAAGAACUGGUUCGGACCCUGGGCUUUGACUGGGUUAUGCUUUUUAUGGAAGAGCACUUGCACCCAACCACAGUGACUGCUGCCAUGAGGAUUCUGGUGGUCCUGCUAAGCAAUCCAUCUAUUCUCAUCAAGUUCAAGGAAGGCCUCACUGGUGGAGGCUGGCUUGAGCAAACAGAUUCUGUAUUGACUAAUAAGAUUGGAACAGUGCUUGGUUUUAAUGUUGGCAGGAGUGCUGGUGGCAGAUCAACUGUCAGGGAAAUUAACCGGGAUGCUUGUCAUUUCUUGGGCUUUCCAGUUCUUCAGUCAUUUCUUCCUAAGCACACAAAUGUACCUGCACUCUAUUUUCUUCUUAUGGCACUUUUCCUGCAGCAGCCAGUCACUGAACUGCCUGAAAACCUGCAGGUCAGUGCACCUGUCAUCACCAGCCGAUGUAAUCAGGGUGGCCAGUUUGACUUAGACUCCAUUUGGACAUUUAUAUUUGGUGUUCCUGCAUCAAGUGGCACUGUGGUUGCUUCAGUUCACAGUGUCUGUACAGAAGCUGCCUUUUUAUUGCUGGGAAUGCUCAGGACCAUGUUGAAUUCACCUUGGCAGUCAGAGGAAGAGGGUUCUUGGCUUCGUGAAUAUCCAGUUACCCUGAUGCAAUUCUUUCGUUACUUGUAUCACAAUGUUCCUGAUUUGGCUUCAAUGUGGAUGAGCCCAGAGUUUCUUUGUGCCCUGGCAGCCUCUGUAUUUCCUUUCAACAUCCGGCCAUACUCAGAAAUGGUUACUGAUUUGGAUGACGAAGCUGGGUCCCCAGCAGAAGAAUUUAAAGCAUUUGUCUCUGACACAGGCAUGAACCGUAGCCAGUCAGAAUACUGCAAUGUUGGAUCCAAAACCUAUUUGACAAGCCACCCUGCUAAGAAGUUUGUGUUUGACUUCAUGCGUGUGCUGAUAAUUGAUAAUCUUUGUCUCACACCAGCUAGCAAGCAAACCCCUUUAAUAGACCUUCUCCUGGAGGCUGCUCCAGAAAGAUCAACAAGGGCACAGCAAAAAGAAUUUCAGACCCACAUUUUGGACAGUGUUAUGGAUCAUUUGCUAGCUGCUGAUGUGUUACUGGGUGAGGAUGCAUCUCUGCCUAUUACUAGUGGAGGAAGUUACCAUGUGCUUGUAAACAACGUGUUCUACUUCACACAGCGUGUGGUGGAUAAACUUUGGCAAGGCAUGUUCAAUAAGGAACCUAGGCUGGUUAUUGAAUUCAUAAUCCAGUUAAUUGCACAGGGGAAAAGUAGAUCUCAGGGCCUUUCACUGGAUGCCAUUUAUCAUUGCCUGAACCGGACCAUCUUAUAUCAGUUUUCAAGGCCACACAAAACAGUUCCUCAGCAAGUUGCUCUCCUGGAUUCUCUUAGGAUGCUUACUGUCAGUCGAAAUCUGAUUCUGGGACCUGGCAAUCAUGACCAAGAGUUCAUCAGUUGUUUGGCUCAUUGCUUGAUUAAUCUGAAUGCAGGAAGCAGUGUAGAUGGUUUUGGCCUGGAAGCAGAGGCAAGAAUGACUACUUGGCACAUCACAAUUCCUUCUGAUGUCGAGCCAGAUGGAGUAUACAAUCAAGAUGUUAGUGAAGGUCGCCAACUUCUUCUAAAAGCAGUAAAUCGUGUCUGGACAGAACUGAUCUAUAGCAAGAAACAGGUUUUGGAGGAGGCAUUCAAAGUAGCUCUCCCUGUCAAUGAGAGGGGCCAUGUGGACAUUGCCAUGGCAAAGCCUCUUAUUGAAGAGGCCAGUUUAAAAUGUUGGCAGAAUCACUUGGCUCAUGAAAAGAAAUGCAUCAGUAGAGGGGAAGCCUUGGUUCCAGCAACCCAAUCAAAGCUUUCACGGGUCAGCAGUGGCUUCGGUCUUUCAAAGUUAACUGGAUCAAGAAGAAACAGAAAAGAAAGUGGACUUAACAAACACAAUCCAUCCACACAGGAGAUCUCUCAGUGGAUGUUUACACAUGUAGCGGUGGUUCGAGACUUGGUAGACAUGCAGUAUAAAGAAUACCAAGAGCGUCAGCAAAAUGCACUGAAGUAUGUGACAGAAGAGUGGUCUCAAAUUGAAUAUGAAUUGUUGCGGGAGAGAGGACUGUGGGGGCCUCCCAUUGGCUCUCAUCUGGACAAAUGGAUGCUGGAGAUGACAGAAGGGCCCUGUCGCAUGAGGAAGAAGAUGGUGCGAAACGAUAUGUUUUAUACUCAGUAUCCUUACAUACCAGAUACUGAACAUGAGACAAAUAUCCUGUCUGACUUCUCAAGUAAGGCUCCUGAGACAUCUGAUGAUACCAUUCCUCAAAAGAAACCUGCACGCUACCGAAGAGCUGUAAGCUAUGAUAGCAAAGAAUACUACAUGCGCCUCGCUUCUGGAAAUCCUGCUGUCUUUCAAGAUACCAUUGUAGAGAGUUCUGAAGGAGAAACUGCUCAUCAGGAGCCAGAACAUGGUGAAGAUACUAUCGCAAGAGUUAAAGGUCUUGUUAAACCGCCCCUGAAACGAUCUCGCUCUGCUCCUGAUGGUGGUGAUGAGGAAAAUCAAGAACAGUUGCAGGAUCAAAUAGCCGAAAGCAGCUCUAUAGAUGAAGAGGAGAAAACCGAUAACACAACCCUCCUACGACUGCUUGAAGAAGGCGAGAAGAUUCAACACAUGUACCGCUGUGCUCGGGUUCAAGGCCUAGAUACCAGCGAGGGGCUGCUGCUGUUUGGUAAAGAGCAUUUUUAUGUGAUUGAUGGAUUUACCAUGACUGCAACCCGAGAAAUACGGGAUAUUGAGACCCUACCUCCAAACAUGCAUGAGCCAAUUAUACCUAGAGGAGCACGGCAGGGUCCAAGUCAACUCAAACGAACAUGUAGCAUUUUUGCUUAUGAGGAUAUCAAAGAGGUGCAUAAAAGAAGAUAUCUGUUGCAGCCAAUUGCUGUGGAAGUCUUCUCAGGAGAUGGACGCAACUACCUUCUUGCUUUUCAGAAAGGAAUUAGAAAUAAAGUCUACCAGAGGUUUCUUGCUGUAGUUCCAUCUUUAACUGACAGCUCGGAGUCUGUAUCUGGACAGCGACCAAACACCAGUGUAGAACAAGGGUCUGGAUUGCUGAGCACCUUGGUAGGGGAGAAAUCUGUGACACAAAGGUGGGAGAGAGGUGAAAUCAGUAAUUUCCAGUACCUGAUGCACUUGAAUACUCUGGCUGGUCGAUCCUAUAAUGACCUUAUGCAGUAUCCCGUUUUCCCAUGGAUCCUUGCAGACUACGAUUCAGAGGAAUUGGAUCUUAGUAAUCCGAAAACGUUUAGGAACUUGGCCAAGCCAAUGGGAGCACAGACCGAUGAGAGAUUAGCUCAGUAUAAGAAGCGCUACAAAGACUGGGAAGAUCCUAAUGGUGAAACUCCGGCUUAUCAUUAUGGAACCCACUACUCUUCUGCAAUGAUAGUGGCUUCAUAUCUUGUACGAAUGGAGCCCUUCACACAAAUAUUUUUAAGGCUUCAGGGGGGCCACUUCGACUUAGCGGACAGAAUGUUUCACAGUGUGCGGGAAGCCUGGUAUUCUGCAUCCAAGCACAACAUGGCAGACGUCAAGGAGCUCAUCCCAGAAUUUUUCUAUCUCCCAGAGUUCUUACUCAAUUCCAACAACUUUGAUCUAGGCUGCAAACAGAAUGGCACCAAACUUGGGGAUGUAAUACUUCCUCCAUGGGCUAAAGGUGAUCCUCGUGAAUUUAUCAGAGUUCAUAGAGAGGCUUUGGAGUGUGAUUUUGUAAGUGCACACCUACAUGAGUGGAUUGACCUAAUCUUUGGCUAUAAACAGCAAGGGCCUCCUGCAGUAGAAGCUGUUAAUGUCUUCCAUCAUCUCUUCUAUGAGGGUCAAGUUGAUAUAUACAACAUCAAUGAUCCAUUAAAAGAAACAGCUACCAUAGGAUUCAUUAAUAACUUUGGGCAGAUACCCAAACAGUUGUUUAAGAAACCUCAUCCACCAAAGCGAGUGAGAAGCCGAAUUAAUGGAGAAAUUGGUGGAAUUUCUGUCCCACCAGGUUCUUCCAGUGAUAAGAUCUUUUUCCAUCAUUUAGACAACCUCAGGCCUUCUCUUGCACCAGUAAAAGAGCUCAAGGAGCGUGUAGGGCAAAUAGUAUGCACAGACAAAGGAAUUUUGGCAGUGGAACUGAAUAAAGUGCUAAUUCCUCCAGCCUGGAAUAAAACAUUUGCGUGGGGUUAUGCAGAUCUGAGCUGCAGGCUGGGAGUUUAUGAGUCAGACAAGGCUGUGGUUGUUUAUGAGUGCUUAUCAGAGUGGGGACAGGUCCUCUGUGCCAUCUGUCCAAGUCCCAAGCUUGUCAUCACUGGAGGCACCAGCACAGUUGUCUGCGUAUGGGAGAUGGGCACUUCCAAGGAAAAAGCCAAAACACUCACCCUUAAACAGGCACUGCUUGGCCACACGGAGGGGGUCACGUGCUUGACAGCCUCACUGGCCUAUCAUAUCAUCGUGAGUGGGUCUCGUGACCGCACCUGCAUAAUCUGGGAUUUGAAUAAACUCUCCUUUUUAACUCAACUUCGAGGUCACAGAGCCCCCGUCUCAGCACUCUGCAUUAAUGAACUGACGGGAGACAUUGUAUCUUGUGCCGGCACUUACAUCCACGUGUGGAGCAUUAACGGGAACCCUAUUGUCAGCGUGAACACUUUCACUGGGCGCAGCCAGCAGAUCCUCUGUUGUUGCAUGUCCGAGAUGAAUGAGUGGGAUACUCAGAAUGUCAUUGUGACCGGACAUUCUGACGGAGUGGUCCGGUUCUGGCGGAUGGAAUUCCUGCAAGUCCCAGAAACUCCAGCUCCUGAACCCGUGGAAACCAUUGAGAUGCAAGAAGAGUGUCUGGAAGCACAAAUAGGGCAGGAAGUGCCGGAUGAGGAAAGCAGUGAUUCCGAAGCAGAAGAUCCAGGCCUGAGCCAAGAGGCAAAGCUGCCGGACAGCAGGGUUCAGCCCAGCAUUUCCAAUCCCCGUCCCCGGUCAUCCUCAAGCCGUGCAGCAGCUGCGUGGUCAGCAGAUAGCAGCUCUGACGACUCAAGGCGUUGGUCUGAUCAGCUCAGCCUGGAUGAGAAGGAUGGCUUCAUCUUUGUAAACUACUCUGAAGGGCAGGCAAAGGGAUAUCCCCACACUCAAGCUAACCACCCUCAUCCUAACCCAGGAGAAGUGCGACAUUUUAGCAAACUCAAGCCAGGCUACAGGUGGGAGCGGCAGCUGGUAUUCAGGAGCAAACUAACUAUGCACACCGCCUUCGAUCGCAAGGACAACACGCAUCCUGCAGAGAUCACAGCAUUAGGCAUCUCCAAGGAUCACAGCAGGAUUCUAGUCGGGGACAGCAGAGGCAGAGUGUUUAGCUGGUCAGUGAGUGACCAACCGGGCCGCUCUGCUGCUGACCACUGGGUGAAAGAUGAAGGAGGGGACAGUUGCUCUAGCUGCUCAGUCCGGUUCUCUCUGACGGAAAGGCGCCACCACUGCAGGAACUGUGGGCAACUCUUCUGUCAGAAAUGCAGUCGCUUUCAGUCUGAAAUCAAGCGCUUGAAAAUUUCCUCUCCAGUACGGGUUUGCCAGAACUGUUACUACAACCUGCAGCAUGAGCGAGGCCCUGAGGAAGGAUCCUGGAAUUAGCAGGGCAGAGGGAAACCAGGCUUUGCACUGUAGGACGCAAAGGACUCCAUGAAUUAUAGGAACUUGCAGCACAUUUGGAAGGGGCUGGAUUGCCAGCCCUUGAACAUUUCCUGAUUGUACUGUGCAGUUAAAAGCACUGCAGGCAAAAAAAGGGAUCAUUAAUUAUUUUGCGUGUACAUUUGCAGGGCAGGAGCUGAAAACAGUCACGUUAUCCGUGAUCCUUAGGCGGGAGAGGAGCAGCAGUCGCAGCAACUACAGCAAGACCCCUCAAGGCCCAGCCUCCUGCCAGGAAGAGAAUCCAUCAUUAACCAUCUCUUGUUCAGUCUUGGUUUUGUAGAAGUAGUCACCUUAAUUUCUGUUGCAGGACGCAGGAGGCUUUUUAGAAGAUAGUUGUAAAUCUGCCUUCUUCGCAAGCAAACUGUGGAUAUUGUAAAUAGAUAUAAUGGCCUUUUUAUUGAAAUACAAACUGAACUGCCUGUUACAUGGGACUUCAAACCAACCACUAUAUUUUGCAUCUCAUCUUUAGCUCAUCUGUGUCUACUUCAACAUGAAUGUUGUUGUGUUUUUUUUUAAAAAAAAAAAACAUCAAGAGGCAUUAUCUGUAUUUCUUUUUCUUUACAGUCCAGGCUGCAUGUUUGUUCUUUCAGUUAUGUAAACAUUAUCUUAACUUAAACCGAGCUAUUUAGGACAAGUCGUUAAAAAUGGGGAAGAGGGAAAAACACAAUCCAUUUCUUUGGGGCAAUAGGAUAUGGAAUAUUUUAUUUAAAUUAUAAGACAACAAGGAACAUAUUUUUGUUGCAUUUUCUAAAAUACAGCAGCUAUGUAAAACCUGACAUUUCAUAUUAGGUCUCUUUUUUUAUACCGUGGACCAGCUACUUCCCUUGUUUUUAAGGUAAUGCAGAUACCAGGUUUUAUUUGCAGGUAAAUCACUUGCAUGUAAGUUAAAGUUCCUUUCAUUUUCCCGAAAAAUACAGAAAAAUUAUUUUUCUCUUGGGUAUUUCGUACAAAAUAGAAAUACUUGGUCUUACAACUGGAGAAGGCUACUGUUAGUUCCAAUCCAAUAAGAGAUUUCUUUUGCAUAGGCCCCAUUGAAGUGAAUGGGAGCCACAAAACCAUUGUCCAUCUUUCAACCAGAACGGUGAGGCAUCUUCUUUCCUCCUGGAAGUUUUAUUUUUUUCACCCACAACAAUAUGCAUUUUCUCUAAAUGGAAAAUGGGAUGAAUUGUCAUCAAGAGGUUAGUUGUCUAUGCAGAUUCAUUGCUUUUUAACAGUGGAAAAGGUCAAAAAUUAAGAGAAACCCAAAUCUUGGCACAUCAUGAAAUGAAAUGGAAUGUGGCACAACAUACCUUUAUUGUAAUCAUAUUUCAACCAGUAUAAAUGUAAAAAAAAAUGGAGUAGCUUGAAAAGACUAAAUGGGAACACAAGCGCACGCACACUCCACCAGUUGUUAUUUUGUACUUUCUUUUAGCAAUGUUUCUCUCCCUAAAUAUCCCUGGUGAAGGAAACUUAAUAUACAGUGAUUUGGUGGUUUUAAUAAUGUUUACUUGUAAGACGAUAAACUGCCAGGAUUGAAUCAAAAUGGUGAUUGGGUAUUUGCACUUCAAAUCUCCCAAAGAGUGAUUCCACAUGAAUCCAUGUGAGCUUUUAAAAAUUUCUCGCAGAACUGGCCUAGCAGCAGUUUUGCUUUGUCCGCAUAGAUUUGCUUUGAUACUUUCAAAGAAAAUUAAGGAGGCUUUUUUUAGCCUGCUCAGUACUUUAUAACAAACAGGAUGUCAAGCCACUUAAGAGCAUUUACUAGAACCAAUUGGACUAAAUUAACUUUGAGCAAUUUGUAGCCUUUCCAGGUGGCUGUUGGAUUCCAUCUCUCAUCUGCGCUAUGGCCAAUGGGUAGUUAGGAAUGAUGGGAGCUCACUCAUUUCAUCUGAAGGGCUGCUGGUUAUCCUUACCUGUCUUUCAUAGUCAUAAGCACAGGUAGGCUUAAGUGGCUUAUUGAACUCCGCCUAAUAACACUUGUUUUCAAAUGCUAAAAUUAGUCUACAAAGAGUUUUGUCGAUUUCCUUACAAGCACUUUCAUUCUCAAAAUUUUGAUUUGUCCAAGGAAGUUAAACUCGGAGUAAUUUAAAACAAAAGAACCUAACCUGACAUCUGUCUUUUUAACUGGAGAAGGAUUUGGGUAUUUCCAAAUCGUAACCAAUUCCUCCAUAUAAGAUUCUAAGCACUGGAUAGCACUAACACUCCAGAUAGAACUAAUGCUGGGCCAUUAGAAAAAACACAGGAUGUGUAGCAAUGUUUACUAUGUUCCUUUUUUAAAAAAGAGAAAAUGUGUUUAACUACAUUAAACAUGUUGUACCAGUGUUAUUCUACACUUUUUACAUUCGGCACUCUUCUCGGACAGAAGGUAACCAAGUCUUCUUUGUGGCUCUUGUGUGUAAGUGUAUUGCAAGUUGAGUAUAUACUGAAUGCCUCAGCUGCUUGGGGGAGGAGGAGUUCUUCCUGAGUCUAUUCGUGAAUUUGGGAGGGAAUGUACAUCCUGUUGACAGGGAGGGGUGAAUUGGAGGCUCGGCUGUACUAAAGAUACCGGUGUUUUUUAGCUUUUGUUCAUUUCAAUGCCACCUUCCCACAGGUUUUGUUGGAAGGGAUGCUGAGUGAUACACUUUGUGUGUAGUCACAUCCUUAGUACAAGCAACCUUUGCAUUUUGCUGGCAACUGCUACUGUGAUCUAAACCACUUUUUCUAACAUAGACUUCUCGCUCUGUUCUGGGCUUGGCAGCUCAGUGGCUCUAUUUUCCCAAAUAGUAAUUUUGUGUUCACAUCUGAACUUUUUGAUGAGCAGAAUCAACACACGGGGAUGGGGGGUGGGGUUGCACUGUCAAGUAGCUCUCCUCCUGCCUUGUUCUUCAGUGUAAUUCUUCCUGGCCCCUCUCCAUGCACUCUACACUUUGUUUGUAAUGUUCAGCUGAAGUGUUCAAGCUUAGAAAGGUGCCAGCGGCUGCCUCCACCCUUCACCCAUCUGUCCAACCUCAAAAAUAAAAUUAAUUAAAAAAAUACUUUAGACACCAUUAUUUUGCACUUUCUUAUGUAUAAAAAUCCGUAGAAUCUUAUUUUUUUGCUUUGUAUCAUUUAAGACUCUCCUUUUUGUUUUGGUAUAUGAGCUGUGUAUAAAAAUAUUUAUGCAGUAAAAACUGUUUUUAGAAAAUAUUUUAAUUUCAGCAAGUUUGGUUACUUGUUGCAUGACUUAACACAACUGACUUUUUGUGUCAGUACAAUGUAUAUUUUUGUCCAGUUAUUAAUUUGUAAACCCAAGGGUAAAUGGCCAUUUAUUUGUACAGCAACAGGAGUAAAUUGAAGAUAACUGGCUAUAACUGGAGGGGGUGGCGUUUUGUACUAUAUUGCAGAAUCCAGUAUCUGUUUUUUGGUGGUUAUGUAAAAGGCCUGAAGAAUUACUAUCUAGUGUGCGAUCUGUGAUAUCUGAAUGUUUUAUUGUAUAUUCGUCUCCAAUGCAAAAAGGUAGAGUAACACAAUUACAAUACAUGAUUAAAUGCAAUAGUUCAGGUACUUUUUUGUUUUGUCUUUUCAUUUCCAAUAAAUACUUGCUAUUUACCACCAA